AUGUCGCGCUCUAUCGGUUUCAGUGGGAGCCAGUCUCCUACCUCGUUGGCAGAAGCGUGCAAAUUGGCAUGGCACACCUUUUAUGGCAUGCAGAAGGCGUCCGAAGACUUUGAAAAUCUCCGGUUUGAAGUGUGGACCAUUGCCAUCAGCCUCGACUCACUGCACAGCGUCGGGAGCACAUCAUUACUCAUAGAUCGACAACCGGAUCACAAACGUUGGGCCUUGACGUUCUCGAAGAUUCUAACCUCCUUGAACGCCGCCCUCCGACCGUUGUACAGCCUGGUGAAGUUGUACCUUUCCAGCUCAACCAGGGACCGCGCGGCCGUGAAGCAAUGGCUCACAAACACAGAUAUGAAUUACGAAGGCCUCACCGUCCAGGACUUCAGGAGGAAAUUAUCCAUGCUGGUUGAGAGUCUCAAUGUGUUUCUUUCCAGCCUGACACAUGCAGAGCUCGCUCGAGCCAGAGCUGUUAGCGAAACCGAAGAGUAUAGAGUCCUCUCCGAAGUCACGAGAAAUGUCCUUCAGAAGUGGGAUCAAGACAGGUCGAUUGCCGUGCCGCAAGACCCCGGCAGAGCGGCAAAAUCGAUCGAGACUGUCACGUUCGCCGUCCCCGACGACCACCUGAAAGAAAACACCACGUCGCCGCUGCGGGGUGAUUCAGCGAGGCCCAGGUCGCAGGAUGGAUAUCCCACACUCUGGCCUACACACCAGAGGCCUGAACAUCACACCAAUUUCGGCCACCCUGCCGAGACAUUGAAUCUGGACGGGAUCGAAACAGGUUUCCGCAAGCACAUGAAUGCCAUGCGCCGCAUUCGAGACCAACUCCGCCUGCAGAAGGAGAACAAACACCAUUUAUCUAACCAAACAUCGACUCAUUUCCCAGAAACGACUGGUGACGCUCCUAUUACUCCGAUCACCCCGUCGCAUGGCCCAAUCCCUGAGCACAAUCCGUCGUCAGAAAUGGCUGGCGACCAUGGCUAUGCCUCGAGCAGUGGAACAAGCUCGAUGCAGACCUCCGAAUCCGGAAGUGUGAUAUCCUCCGGCUUCCAGGAGGAGAGGCCGAAAAGUCCCCCGGUGCCGGUGACCGCGAAUCAUACGCGAUCGUCGUCGGGGGAUCUUGGGAGGAAGAGAGUACGGACUCAGAAUAUCCACGUCGGACGGGAUAGUGACGAUUGGCAGAGGCAUCGAAAGCCUCGCAAAACGGCGUUGGAAGAAAUGCUCACUGCUGCCUUGUUCUUCGACAGUUGA
Cladophialophora psammophila CBS 110553 is the source of this 1248-nucleotide messenger RNA. RefSeq lists its product as uncharacterized. The transcript has a single exon. The record is from RefSeq and is a predicted model, not a curated record. NCBI's taxonomy places the organism in Eukaryota, Fungi, Ascomycota, Eurotiomycetes, Chaetothyriales, Herpotrichiellaceae. The coding region runs from base 1 to 1248 and encodes 415 amino acids.